This is a messenger RNA of Ipomoea triloba (trilobed morning glory), 832 nucleotides long. RefSeq lists its product as uncharacterized. The transcript has a single exon. The record is from RefSeq and is a predicted model, not a curated record. NCBI's taxonomy places the organism in Eukaryota, Viridiplantae, Streptophyta, Magnoliopsida, Solanales, Convolvulaceae. The coding region runs from base 90 to 539 and encodes 149 amino acids.
AUGAUAUAAAAAGCCCCACUCUUUAUACGAUUCCCAUUUCUCAACCCACUCCGCAAUCUGGACCGCACAAGCUAAGAAACCCCGCAAAAAUGGAAGCUCUGAUUGCUCAGUUCACAAUCCUCUCCGACCAAGCCCUCCACGACAAGACCUUCGAUCCCUGCGCCAUUGAAGACGUGAUGAAGCUCUUCGAGCUCGAGGCCUACAAGGCCUGGGCCGCCAUGGAGCUCGAGCAGGAGAAGGAGGUCCAGGAAGCGGAGGCGUACUUGCAGGAAACGGAAGAGCAUCUGGACUCGGCCAUGGAGAGCGCCAUGGAGGAGUUCCGCCGCUUCGAGGAGGAGAUGGAUCGGAUGGCCGCGGCGGAGUACGAUAGCCUGGUCGGCGUCGCCGAGAGGGCGAGGAGCAUCGGGAAGUCCAUGGAGCGGGCGGCCACCGUCGCCGCCAAGAAGUAUAUUGAAGCCGCCGUCAAUUCCGCCGGCGCCUCCAUGAGAUCUGCCGUGAGAGCUGUCUCUUCUCACUCCAAAAAGGUCCAUCCCUCUUGAAGAUCAAUGGCUGUCAAUUUUUCUUUUACUGUGAUCUUGUGAACAAUAAUGGAGAAAUUGGGUGGCUUAAAAGUCAAAAUUGGGAAUUUUAUUGUUGAUGUCGUCGUUUAUAUAUGCCUGAUUUUGGGGCUUUCAAUUGACUGAAUGGAUCUGAAAACAAUAAACAGCAAGAAAUUUCAAUCAAGAUGUAUGUACUAUGUAUGAUUCUGGGAAUUUCCUAGUUAUGUCAAGGUUCAAGAGCAAAUUCUGUGGGAUAAAAGCAUCUUAGUGUACUGUUCAUAAUCAUCGUACCA